This is a messenger RNA of Verticillium dahliae VdLs.17, 1965 nucleotides long. RefSeq lists its product as uncharacterized. The coding region runs from base 1 to 1965 and encodes 654 amino acids. Gene Ontology annotation, molecular function: DNA-binding transcription factor activity, RNA polymerase II-specific; transcription cis-regulatory region binding; zinc ion binding. Gene Ontology annotation, biological process: DNA-templated transcription; regulation of DNA-templated transcription. NCBI's taxonomy places the organism in Eukaryota, Fungi, Ascomycota, Sordariomycetes, Glomerellales, Plectosphaerellaceae. The transcript has 4 exons. Gene Ontology annotation, cellular component: nucleus. The record is from RefSeq and is a predicted model, not a curated record.
AUGAUGGACGAAGACAUCCGCGCUAGCUCAAUGCAUGCCUCGAUAACGCAGUCGACUAGUCCCCGCGACAUGGUCUCGCCCGGGGUGGCGCCGGACGGCGAUGGUGUCGCCACGCAGAGUCAGACGGUCGGCCAAUCCGUUCAGCGUGCGAGGGCCUGCGACUCGUGCCGUGGGCUGAAGGUGCGCUGCAUCGGCAACAACUCACACGGGCCGUGCCUCCGAUGCCGAAAAGCAACAAGAGUAUGCGUCACAACCGUCCCCCCGGCUGGCUCUAGGAAGGUGAGGAAGAAGACGGUGAGCAGGGUCACGGAGCUGGAGAAGAAGAUUGAUCUCUUGACGGCCAGUCUGCGCGCCGGGCGCGACCUUACUGCGACAGAGCUUCGCGAGACGAGGCCUACGCUCUUUCUCGCCGUUGCAACGGCCGCGUCGACGGAUACACCGGAGCUGCAGCGGUUGCUCUCGCGCGAACUCACCAGAGUGUUCGCCGAGAAGAUUAUGAUCCGCGCAGAGAAGAGCCUCGAGCUCGUCCAAGCUCUGCAGAUUACAGUCACCUGGUACUGGUUGCCUGAUGAAUACGACCAAGUGCAUAUCUACUAUUUGGCGACAACCUCCAUCUCAAUGGCCAUCGACAUUGGAUUGGGCGGUUGUACACCCUCGAAGCCGACAGUCCCAUACGGGGCAUAUGCAUUCAGCCGCGCAACACAACUCAGCGCAAUAGACCCGACGGCGCUCGAUGCCCGCAGAACCUGGCUGGUGUGUUAUUUCAUGGCAUCCAGCAUGGCCUAUGCCAUGAAGCGGCCGCUUCUCUUGCGUUGGACAAGAGCAAUGACCGAGAGCCUUGAGGUACUUCGUACAUCGCCCGAAAGGCACGACACGGAUGAAUAUCUUUGUGCGGUCGUGUGGGCGAGCCGUCUUGCCGAAGAUAUUGACCAGUACUGCGGCUUGCCGGAUGACCCUGAUGAGACCUUCAGGGCACCGCAGACCCUGUAUUACCUCAGGAAACUCGAACAAGAUCUGUGCACCUUCAGGGACUCGCUGCCAAAGGGCAUGGACCAAGGAAGUCUCCGAAUGGUCUUCAGCGCCAUUCCGCUUACUGUUUACAACAAUGUGCUCCGGCUUCAGCCCCCUGAGGAAAGGCAACACAAGGCAAACGUCGCCGCCAUACCAUCAAGAGCGCACCGUAGUGUCGUCAUGGCUGAUUCCGCCUUCAUGACCAUGGCCAACACAGACGCCAUUUCAAGUUGCAUGUCGCACGUCGACAUUGUUUUGGGCGCAUUUCUGUCCCUGAGCCCCGAGGCCGUUCGAAACCUCCCGACCUUUGGCAUCAUGCGCGCUGUCAGAGCAGCGAGCAUGCUCGUCAGAUUACAUCUCACUCUCGUUGAUGAUCCGCAGCUCCUGAGCCCGUUCAGGAGGGAAGACCUCCGAGCCGGGCCCUGCAUCGACGAGCUGCAGCGCCAUUUCCGCGCCGCCGCGGAAGGGAACCGAUGCAGGACCGCCGCCAAGUUCAUUGUCGUGCUCGCCAUGCUGAAGGACUGCAUGGGGAGCAAUCGCGGCGGCCAUGGACCCGCGGCGCGGUCAGACCAAGGACAAGAGCAGCAGUCGCUCGAGACGCCGCUGCACCUUCUUUCGCACGCCGCUGCCGCCGCAACGGCGACGGGAUCAGCGCAACAAGGGCCCGGGAUCGGCGGCCACGCUGAACGGCUCACGUUUCCUGAUCCGAGCGGCCAGCCCUCUUCGGUUGCGCCCUCUGUCUGGCAAGAUUUCUCCAGCGGCGCGCAGGCCCUGUCCCUACCUGGUCCGCUGGCUUUCGAUACAGAUCAGUUUAUAGCGCUCUACGAUCAGGACCUCGCCUUCUCGCUCGGUCUGGACUACAUGUACAGCGGCAACGGCAUGCCCCUCUACGCCGGAGAGGCGAGUACCGGGUUUGAUGGGACCCCGGCACAGACUCAUGAUAUGAACAGCUAG